AAGUCGAAAUGUGACUUGUUUUUACUGAAAUGUAGACAUUAUUUUCAUUGAAUUAAUAGCUAAUCUAUCCUAUAAGUCUAAGMCUACAUACAGCAAAGUUUGAAGCGCGUUAGCUUAGACAUUGUCGCGUUGAAACGACAUUUUAUGUCCUCCAAAGAUCAGCUGUUUCAAGAUCGAGUUUGAAGUCAAAAACUCUAGAACUUCGAAGGAUUUUGACCACARGAACUUCUUUAAUACUGGACUGUCUUCAAUUCUAGUAAUUUUAAAUAUCAGAAAUGGUGUCCAGCUCGUUGAAGAUGGCAUCAAAGAAGGACAAGAACUCAAAAACACAAAACUCAAACAUGAAAGUUGUUGUGCGAGUUCGUCCACUGAAUGGCGUCGAAAGUUCCACAGCACAGGGAAGCGUCAUUCGUGUGAUGGACCAAAACGUGCUUGUUUUUGAUCCUAACGAAGACUACAUUGUCGAUGGAGUCUUAGAUGGUUAUAAUUGCACUGUAUUUGCAUACGGUGCGACAGGAGCAGGGAAAACRCAUACAAUGCUAGGCAGUCCGUCUAACCCAGGCGUCUGUUUUCUGACAAUGAUGGAUUUGUAUAGUCGCAUAGAGGAGCUGAAGAACGAGAAGACAUGCGAUGUAGCAGUUUCGUAUCUCGAGGUUUAUAAUGAGACGAUCAGAGAUCUUUUGCUGCCUGGACCUCCACUUGCUGUAAGAGAAGAUCCAGCAAGAGGCGUGUGCGUCAGUGGUCUAACAUUGCACAAGGUAUUUGUUCGUCAAAAGGACAGAACAGCAGGMCUUCAAGCAGACGUUCGCCUGGCUAAAAUGACACUAAUCGAUCUAGCAGGUUCUGAACGAGCUAUUGUCACUUCAAAUCGUGGGGCACGCUUCCGUGAAGGUGCCAACAUUAACAAGUCUCUUUUGGCUCUGGGUAACUGUAUUAAUGCCUUGGCUGAUAAAGAGAACAAAUCAGGCCACAUUCCCUACCGUGACAGCAAACUCACCCGUCUUCUGAAAGACUCUCUUGGGGGAAACUGCAGGACAGUAAUGAUUGCAGCCAUCAGUCCGUCGAGUCUUAGCUACGAGGAUACGUACAAUACUCUGAAGUAUGCUGACCGGGCGAAGAGCAUYAAAGUCAAACUAUCCAAGAAUAUUGUCAGUGUAGAUUGGCAUGUCAGUCGAUAUGCAAAGAUAGUCGAUGAACUGAGGACAGAGGUUGCAGAGCUGAAGGACCAAAUCAAGCGAUAUGAGGAGGGCGAGAUUGUCAAACAAACACCACUGAGAAAUGACAAAAAGAAUGAAAUUCAAAACUUGAAAGAAUCGCUGAAGAACAUCACAAACGAGAGAAUCGSCAUCAAGAAAGAUGUUGUCGACAUCGAGGCAGCGCAGCGCGACUUGUUGUUCAAAUCUUACAAAAAGGAACGCAACCUUGAGAGAGUUCAUCUUUUGUCCAUCGAUGGAGACCAACGAGAAAAGGCUGCUGCCAAAACCCAGAAAUGUCUUUCCGUCACGAGAACAAAGAAAAAGAAAUUAGARACGAGAGUCAGAGAAACUGAACAAAAAUUCCAGAGUAACACCCAGUCCUUCGACCGCGUCAAGCAGGAAAUGACGUCACUAGCAUCGUCAAGCAAAGAACUCGAAAAUGACGUUAUAAACUACCAAUCACAYUUAAGGGCGGAGCUGGAAUGUGCUGAACUUCGCAGACAAUGUCGAUAUUUUACUAAAUAUACACAAGCACAAGAGAAAGAUGCUCAGGCUACGGAGAGGCUUUUAAUCAGGGUUUUGUCAGCUUACAAAAACCAGUUUCUUCUACUCAAAGAAUCUGGUCUCGCAACGCCUGACAUUGAUGAAGAAUACAACAACAUCGUUGACAUGGUUACGGGAGGCCGCGAGGUAUCAUGGGCCGACCAGAGUGUCAUGGAGAACGACCUCAAUAUGUCGGCGAUGCACACCGUCAAUGAUGAAACUGUUCUUAUUUCAACAAACUUCAAUACACCGUCCAGUCUAGCUGUCACCUCUAUCUUGAAGCAGAGAUCGUCACGAAAAUCCAAUUCAACUCCAGUCCACUGCGAACCUCCACGGACACCAUCCCAACCCAUCGCCCUUAGCAACGCAAGUUCUUUAGGAAUGCAGGAAUCACGUGCAUCCCUUCUCAAGAAAUUCGACGAGACCACGCCYAGUAAGCCUUCAUGGGCCAAUGAAACGUUUACACUGGAGAACGGCCCUUGUAACGCAACUUUCGAUCUUGGUAGUCACGCAACGCCUCUUCGUGACAUAAAUAAGGCGACUCCGACUGGUAAGGUGGCUUGGAUGGAGCCUCCCACAAGGGGAACACCAUCGGUUGUUUCUGGCAUUUCAGGGGAAUUGAGUAUUUCUUCGUAUCUACCGGAAGCUAACACGCCAAAGAGAGUUUUACCAGCUGAGCUGCUGACGCCACUAAGAGAUCUGUCGGUCAACAAGCGAAAAACGGAUACGCGUCCCAUUACGUACGAUACGCCCAACAAGCAACCGAAAAUUGCAGAACUAGCUCGCAAGAACGAAGAAAAACCUCAGCUAGGCAUGUUACCGAUAAGGUGA
This is a messenger RNA of Exaiptasia diaphana, 2570 nucleotides long. Its product is annotated as kinesin-like protein KIF18A. The record is from RefSeq and is a predicted model, not a curated record. Lineage: Eukaryota; Metazoa; Cnidaria; Anthozoa; Actiniaria; Aiptasiidae. Bases 276 to 2570 code for a protein of 764 amino acids. Gene Ontology annotation, molecular function: microtubule binding; ATP binding; microtubule motor activity. The transcript is spliced from 14 exons. Gene Ontology annotation, biological process: mitotic spindle organization; microtubule-based movement.